Molecule: messenger RNA, 792 nt
Organism: Parascedosporium putredinis
Lineage: Eukaryota; Fungi; Ascomycota; Sordariomycetes; Microascales; Microascaceae
Source: the annotation of a GenBank genome assembly
AUGCUCCUAACACUUCACACACAGCUUGUCAUCGUUGCAUUGAGCAUUCGACCGCGGCACAAGGAGCGGAUCUUCCAUUAUAUAUGGGCUAUUCCACUGUUGGCGGGCGCCAUCGCCUACUAUGCGAUGGCAUCUGACCUCGGCUGGGUGGUUGUCCGACAAUCCCAUCACCUCCGCCGCGGCUUCACACGCCAGAUAUUCUGGCCCAAGUACGUGUAUUGGAUUGUUGCCUUCCCGGCCGCGAUACUAGCUCUCGGUCUCCUGAGCGGCGUUACUUGGGCUACUAUCGCAUACGGGAUUGGUCUAUCGUGGAUUUGGGUUAUAUGCUAUUUAAUUGCCGCCUUCACAUCGACGAGAUACAAAUGGGGCUUCUUCGCAUUGGGGACGCUUGCGUGGCUAAUUCUCUUCAUCGGUUCGUUCACGCACGGUCGCCGAAUCGCCGCCCGUAAUAAUAUCAGUGGCCAUUACACUCUUCUCUCUGGCUGGCUUCACCUACUAUGGCUGCUCUACCCCAUUGCCUGGGGUCUAAGUGAUGGAGGCAACGUGAUUGGUGUGACCUCGUCGUUCAUCUUCUUUGGAAUCUUAGAUGUCUUGAUGAUACCCAUCUUGGCCUACGCGUUUAUCGGGUUAUCAAAAUCCUGGGACUACGGGCGACUGGGCCUCAAUUUUACCCGGCAUGGUCGCGGAUACGCCGGUCCUUACGAUGAAAAACGUGAGGCCUCAGGCGCGAUAGCCUCCGCACCAGCUACUGCGACCACGCAGGUUCCGGCCAGUAAUCCCGUCCAGCCGUAA